Messenger RNA from Zootoca vivipara (common lizard), 3793 nucleotides. RefSeq names its product HMG-box containing 4 (gene HMGXB4). Lineage: Eukaryota; Metazoa; Chordata; Lepidosauria; Squamata; Lacertidae. The record is from RefSeq and is a predicted model, not a curated record.
CCACUCGAGGGGCGGGUGCGCAUGCGCAGUGGGCGUAGCGCCUGGGCAUCCCGGGGGCGAGCGGGGUUUGCCGACAGAGGGCGUUGCUGCGCGGCUUGGACCAGGUGCAGUUCAGAAAUGGGCAGCAGCAGCAGCCGCAGACCUUGUCCUGUAGACGGGAACGGGGGAAGGAGCCCAGGCGUGGCAACACAUUCCCAGGCCCCUGCAGGACCACCAUGGCUUAUGAUGACUCCAAGAAAAAAGAAGACUGCUUAGAGAGCGACCGAAUUGAUGGCGUGGGACUUGUAGCUGGCAGAACCCAGCGAGAAAAGAAACGUUCCUACAAAGACCUGCUUCGAGAAGAGGAGGAGAUAGCUGCUCAGGUCAGGAAGAAUUCACAGAAGAGGCUGAAGGAAAGUGACAUUUUCUUGCUGGGGACAGACGCUUAUAAGAAGAAGAGGAAGCACUCCAAUGAGUACUAUUACAGAGAACUUUCUUCGUUUGAGUUAUCCCUGCCUUUGGAAUCGUCUGCAAAGAAGAGGAAAAAAGUAGUGACAACCCCACCCUCUGCUGACACUGCUAUGGAUCUGCUUAAGGCCAUCACCUCGCCUUUGGCCACAGGCUCCAAGUCCUCGAAGAAGACAUCUGAAAAGUCAUCUCAUUCUUCACUCUCUGCCUCUGGCCAUUCAGAAGGCAAGAAGGAACACCACAAGAAAAAGCUGAGUGGCAGUAGCAGUGACCUGUCCUUGGAUGAAAGUACUUUCCACAAGUCCAAAAAGGUGAAGCCCCCCUUUGUGAACAAUGAAACGUUGACCUUGCGUGAACCUGAUGGCUUAAAGAUGAAACUCAUCCUCUCACCUAAGGAGAAGGGGGGAAGCACAACAGAGGAGCCCUUUCCACAUCCGUCAGCCACAAAGAAAUCCUCUAAGAAGUCAGCUCGGGAUGAACAGGGAUCGUUUCUCCCAAGUCAUGAUUCACAUGGCUUUUUGAAAUCAUCCCGAAAGAAGCACAAACCACUGGAGAAGGAUCCACAUCCCUCUCCAGCUGCUGAGAGCUUUAGCCCAGACACACCCCUCUUCCCCGAAGGCCAAAGCAGUGAAUUUGAGCUUUCAGGCCUGGAACCACAAGCGGAAUCAGGUUCGUCCUCUGGAGGUGAACUGGAAGCUGGAGAGCUAGUAAUUGAUGAUUCGUACCGGGAGAUAAAGAAGAAGAAGAAAUCAAAGAAGAGCAAGAAGAAGAAGGACAAGGAGAAGCACAAGGAAAAGAAGCAUUCCAAAUCCAAAAAGAGUUCUGGGCUUUCUGGGCUUUCCUCUUCACUGGCAGUAGCAGAAGUAACAGCACCACUCCCAGUCUCUCCAACCAGUGCGCAGUUUGCCGUUCCUGCCCCUCCUCCUCCACCGCCACCUGUUUUCCAUACAGAUGGCCAGAGUGAAAAGAAGAAGAAGAAAGAAGAAAAGGAGAAGGUUGAAAAAUUGGACAAAGAAAAGCCAAAGAAGAAGAACAUGUCUGCCUACCAAGUAUUCUGUAAAGAGUAUCGUGUGAACAUUGUGGCUGAGCAUCCAGGAAUAGAUUUUGGUGAUCUGAGCAAAAAGCUGGCAGAAGUUUGGAAGCAGCUUCCGGAGAAAGAUAAGCUGGUUUGGAAGCAGAAGGCGCAGUAUUUGCAACACAAGCAGAAUAAAGCAGAGGCUACAACAGUGAAGAGGAAAGCAACCUCCUCAGAGGGUGCACCAAAACUGAAAGCUUCUCUAACAGGGGCACUUUCACCCCAUAAGAAGUCUCCAUCUAGCACUGUAGUGCUCUCUGCAUCACCUGUCAAAGUUCCUGAAACGGAUCCCAUAGAUGUUGCUGCACAUCUGCAAUUGCUGGGUGAAUCUCUAAGUCUUAUUGGCCACAGGCUACAGGAGACAGAGGGUAUGGUAGCUGUAUCAGGAAGUUUAUCAGUGCUCCUGGAUUCAAUCAUUUGUGCUCUAGGCCCUUUGGCAUGCCUGACGUCCCAGCUCCCUGAACUAAACGGCUGCCCCAAACAUGUUUUGUCAAACACAUUGGACAACAUUGCAUACAUCAUGCCUGGACUCUGACAGGAAAAGGAUAAUGGGAAGUGAACAACAUGCUGCCAAGUAACAGAAGUGUGUACAGAUACACUAUCCUGGUAUUCUUCCAGAGGACAAUGUAUAGGGCUUUGAGGUUUUUCUGUCUGUAACAUAUCAAAUAGAAUUGUAACUAUUUUGCUUGAUUUUACGAAAAGUUUCAACCGUAAUUUGUGGGAAUCGGUUUUUAUCUCAGAUUGGAUGUCUCUACAAUUAGAGGUGGGAAAUAUUUUGAUAGAUUAGCCUUAAUAUGGUUGGGGUUUUUUAACGAAUUGGUUUUACUUGGAAAAGUCGAGCAAGUUUAAUUGAAGAGUUGGCUUGCAUGUUGUUAAAAAUAAUGCUGGGAAAGAAAGUUGAGGGGAAUAGUGUUUUGCUGAGGGCUUGUGCUGGCACCAGGAAUCCUCAUUAAAUCUUCCAGUUGUAGGUAGGUUGCUAAAUACAGAUUCAGCAGGUGUGGUGAGUGAAUUCUCAAAUUCUUAGGAGAAACAAGGGCUUCUUAAGAUGGAUAAGUAGUAAAUCCUAGUGAAAGCCUGCAUCACUUCUUCACAGGUUGUAGCUAAUCAAUGGAUUAUGGUAUUUUAGCACUGUGCUGGGAUAUUCUAAAGAGGAGGAUCCACAAGGCCCAACUCCUCCUGAUUUUAGCUAAUUUAUCUUCCCCUCUGCUAUCUCUCUACCCCCACUCCCAGUACCCUUCAAAAACUAGUACCUAAGGUAACACCAUAAAAGAUUGAGGGCCGGGGCUCCUCCAGCUCCCUUACAGUUCACAUACUGAUUUAUAAUUGCUUAUCACCAGCAGUGAACUGACAUGGUCCUCCUCUCAUGGUGCUGAAAUGUGUGUUGUAGAGAGGCAGUGGUUUAAGCUGAAAUUUAAGGGCUUUUAGCUGAGAGGAAGAGAAUGAGAGGGCAGCUCCUUUAUCCCAGCCACAGGAUUUAGCGCUUCGAGUGCCUGUUGCUCUUUGAGGAAGCACUUCUCUCACACCUAGGAUGAAGUGUGGCAUUUUUAACGUGUGUAUUUACAUUUUCAUAUACUGCAUCUGUAGUAGAUUAAUUUAUAUUGUAUAUUUCUGUAUAUAGCUUAUAAUGAAAGCAAAAAUCCCCUCCACCAACCAUGUAUGGAAAUCGAGAACUACGUGUUUUUACCUGGAUACCCUGCCAAAAUUGCAUUUUGUCUGCCUUUUUCAGGCAUAGGCUGGCAAUGAAGGAAAUAGUAGCGGUGGGAUUUGGAUGUUGGAUGGAGACAAAAAUUAAAAACUUUAUAUUCUGCCCCAAGUUCCCUUGCCACUUGUUAUUUAGAAAACUUAAAAGUGGAAGACAGUUGGAUAAUUCUGGUUCCAGGACUAGCAAAUUAAAUAAAUAAAUUACAUGCUCUUUCUUCAGACCCCUAGGGUCUUCCUGGCAGUUUAAAAGCCUCUACUGUACCCACAUUCCGCCCGGCUGGCUCAAGCCCAACAGGGAAUUGAAUAUGGCAAUAGAACCACCUUUGCAUUCCAUGUGCUCCACCCACUUUAGGAUCACAGUCUCAGUGUAUGAAAACUAUUUCUGCCCACUUUUUCCAAACUUCUUGGCAACGUUUUAAUAAAAAAAGUUCUCACUUUCUUCACAAGUUUUCCCUAGUUAACCCCAAGGGGGACAGGCUAGCUGUAUUAGGUGCUAUUCCGUAAACAAACCCAUGUGCUGGGAGCUAACGUCUUGAUUUUUACAGAGCCUUUUGUGUCUCAAGUAACAUU